CAUAUAGGUCGGUCGAUAUGAAGAAACACUACUUUUACUUGUUCCCUCUUGCAGUACCUGUUUUGCUGCACCAUCUAAUGAUGACCGGCUGCACAGCCAUGAAAAGAUUAAGUUUAGGCACUGAUCAAUCUGCUCUUUUAGCCCUGAAAGCCCAUAUCACUUCAGGACAGCAAGAAUUCUUGCCAAAAAACUGGUCUUCUGCAGCUGCUGCAUCCUCUGUCUGUGACUGGAUAGGAGUCCAGUGCGGUUCUCGACACCAAAGAGUGACUGCUUUAAAUAUUUCAAACAUGGGACUCACCGGCACAAUACCUCCGGAUUUGGGAAACCUCUCCUUUCUUGUUUCUCUUGAUCUGAGAAAUAACUCCUUCCACGGAAAUCUGCCCGAAGAGUUGUCACACCUGCGCCGCCUGAGGUUCGUCAGGUUAACCACUAACAACUUCACUGGAGAGAUUCCAAUGUGGUUUGGUCACUUCCCAGAACUCCAGUUCUUGUUUCUGGACGGCAAUGGUUUUAGUGGUUUUAUUCCUUCUUCUAUAUCCAACUUGUCAAGAGUGGAAAAGUUAGAUCUAAGCUACAAUUUCCUGGAAGGAAAUAUUCCAGAAAAGAUAGGAAAUCUUUCAGCCCUCAAAUUGCUGAAUUUUUUUUCGAAUUAUUUAGCUGGUCAAAUACCAUUGAGCUUAUGCAAGAUUUCUCAACUUCAAUCGCUAGACUUGUCAUCCAACAGGUUUAGCGGGCACAUACCUAAAGAAAUUGGAAAUCUGGAGAAGCUUACCUAUUUAUCCCUCAUGACUAACAACUUCACAGGUGCAAUUCCCCGAGAGAUUGGCAAACUGCAUGGUUUGAAGGUUCUCGUGUUGGGGCGUAACAACUUGACAGGUACGAUUCCACGAGAGAUAGGCAAUCUCCAAAACCUGCAGGGGCUCAAUCUGGAAUUGAAUCAAAUCACGGGAAGCAUUCCAAGAGAAAUUGGGAAUUUGACGAUGCUUACUGAACUCUACUUCGCCAACAACUCCUUGACAGGUACAAUACCACCAGAGAUGGGUAACCUUUACCAACUCGAGCAUCUUGAGUUAACUUAUAAUGGCUUGAAUGGCUCCAUACCCCCUGGGAUCUUCAACCUCUCAGCAUUGCAAAGUAUUGCACUUUCAUUUAAUCUUCUAUCAGGAAAUCUUCCGCGGGAUCUAGGAUACAGACUGCCCAAGUUAUCAGACAUAGAGCUUGCUAGGAAUAACCUUGGUGGAGUUAUACCAGUGUCCAUUUCAAAUUGUUCAGAAUUGUUGUUGCUUUCAAUGGGAAGUAACCAAUUCACUGGGUCCAUUCCUGACACCCUCGGGGACCUUAGACUUCUGCAAUAUCUAGGUCUGCAAAGCAACAAUUUAACAAGUGAUCCUACAUCUGUGGAGCUGAGCUUCAUCACUUCAUUGACAAAAUGCAAAAACUUGAAAUUUUCAAGCCUGCACGAUAAUCCAUUAAAUGGGCUUCUUCCAGCUUCCAUUGGGAAUCUCUCUGCUACUCUACAAAAAUUGUAUAUAUAUUCUAGUGGAAUCAAGGGCACCAUACCAAGUCAAACUGGCAACUUGACCAAUUUGAUAGUGCUUGAUCUACAAUCGAAUCACUUGAUCGGAGGUAUUCCGACAGCAUUCAAAAAUCUACAGAACCUCCAAGGUUUGACCGUGGGAGAUAAUAAUCUUAACGACACCUUAGAUAAGCUUUGCAAUUUGCAUAGCUUGACUUCAGUGGAUCUGACCACAAACCAGUUUUCUGGGUCUAUACCAGAAUGCUUUGGUAAUAUGACUUCUCUUCGGGAUCUUGAACUAGGAAACAACUUUUUAGUCUCUGCCAUACCUAAUAGUUUUUGGAACCUCAAAGAUCUCUUGCACUGGAAAUUUGAAGGCUAUAACAUCUAUAGACAUAUCAGCGAAUCAAUUCUCUGGUGA
This is a messenger RNA of Coffea eugenioides, 1937 nucleotides long. Its product is annotated as probable leucine-rich repeat receptor-like protein kinase At2g33170. The transcript has 5 exons. Gene Ontology annotation, molecular function: protein binding. Lineage: Eukaryota; Viridiplantae; Streptophyta; Magnoliopsida; Gentianales; Rubiaceae. The coding region runs from base 18 to 1937 and encodes 639 amino acids. The record is from RefSeq and is a predicted model, not a curated record.